Salvia miltiorrhiza (redroot sage) is the source of this 650-nucleotide messenger RNA. RefSeq lists its product as uncharacterized. The transcript has 3 exons. The record is from RefSeq and is a predicted model, not a curated record. Bases 118 to 429 code for a protein of 103 amino acids. Lineage: Eukaryota; Viridiplantae; Streptophyta; Magnoliopsida; Lamiales; Lamiaceae.
AUUUUGAUAUAAAAAGAAAAGAGGAGAGGAGAGGAGAGAGAGAGCCAGCUGUGAAAUAAGCAUAAAUAGGGGAUAGAUAGGCAGCACAUACAUACAUACAUACAUUUGACAUUUGAGAUGGAGAUGGAGAUGGAGAUGGAGAUGGAUGGCUCAAAAAGUGAGCUACAUUUCGUUUUCAUGAACUACGAUCCUGAAUAUGAGCGCCUGCGAUCUAUCAAAACGGAGAGAGGGGCGGAAGAGCUUGAUUUAUACUUGAGUAGGAAACACGACGGAAUCUUGGCUAAGAAUCUGCAGCCAGGCACCUAUAACAAGACCCUCUCAUUGGUCAUCGUUGAUGGCUUCGCCGUUGAAUUGACAGAUCAUCAGGCAAAUGUGCUUAGAUCUGCGAAAGAAGUGAGGAUUGUGGAGAAAAAUCAAGAGCUUGCGUGAUGAUGGGUGACGGAAUUUGGAUUCCAUUAAUCUCUAAGAAAAAUAGAGUAGUAAUUAAUGGUAGUAUAUAGCUAGACAUGUAUUCACAAAUCUUAAGUAUAAAGAUUUGAACGCAAUUGCGAGGCGCUAUUAUAUAUUUUCUAUAUUCUAUCUUCCCCUUACAAAAAUGGAGUCUUGGUGUUUAGUUUCCUCUUUUCAUGAACAAUUUGAAUUAAAUUUCA